CCCUCCCUCCACCAGAAGCCAGCCAGCUCCAUUUCACCAACUUGUCCUCCUCCACCGUUAACCCACGACCAGCAGCGCAGCAGGCCAACAGAAGCUCUGCUCUCAAGUCUCAACUGCCGAUGGCCAAAUGCAGCAAGAUCCGCGACAUCGUCUGGCUCCGGCAGACCCUGCGGAGGUGGCGGUCCCGCGCCGCGGCGCGCGUGGCCGAGGGCGGCGCGGUGCCGGCGGGGCACGUGGCGGUGUGCGUGGGCGGGGCCUCGCGGCGGUUCGUGGUGCGGGCGGCGCACCUGAACCACCCCGUCUUCCUCGAGCUGCUCCGGCAGGCGGAGGAGGAGUACGGCUUCCGGACCGGCGCGUGUGGCCCCAUCGCGCUCCCCUGCGACGAGGACCGCUUCCGGGACGUCCUCCGCCGCGUCUCCUCCGAGGAGCGCCGCGGCCGUUCCUUCGGCUGCCGCGCGCCGGCCGCCAGCGGGCGAGACAUCGCGGCGCGGCCGUUGCUGCAGCGGGCGGCGGCGGAGGAGCUCGUGUGGUGACGGAUCGAUGGAAGGAACACGCAUAGGCCAUUCGGUGUACGUGCUCUGUUCGCAGGCGAGCUAGCGGUGGCGAAUUGCGGCGGCUGGUCUUCUGGACGCGGGAAUGGCGCAAGCAUGCCGCGGCCGAGAAGACUGCGCCCGCCGCCCGCGCGCACAGCAAGCGCCCGAGGCCGCAUAUCUGACUGAAGGGCGUGGUCCGGUGGUAGUGGCCGGUGGCGCCCCGAAUUGUGAAUCGGAGACGGCACCGCGCUUGAGCAACUGAGGCAGGCCCGCGCCCGGCGGGCGUGUGGCUAGCAAAUCUACUCUAGUACCAGCUCUGUACUGCUUGUACUGCUUGACAGUGGUCAGAAGAAACUUGUAAUGAUUACUUCAAGAAUAUGACCAUUUUUUUUGUGA
Molecule: messenger RNA, 929 nt
Organism: Triticum dicoccoides
Lineage: Eukaryota; Viridiplantae; Streptophyta; Magnoliopsida; Poales; Poaceae
Product: indole-3-acetic acid-induced protein ARG7-like
Exons: 1
Coding region: 120-533 (137 amino acids)
Biological process (GO): response to auxin
Source: RefSeq, a predicted model, not a curated record